Funneliformis geosporum is the source of this 126-nucleotide messenger RNA. NCBI's taxonomy places the organism in Eukaryota, Fungi, Glomeromycota, Glomeromycetes, Glomerales, Glomeraceae. The record is from the annotation of a GenBank genome assembly.
GAAUAUGUUAAUGCACAAAACAAUUUAGCUUUUUGUUAUCAAAAUGGAAUUGGAAUUGAAAAAAAUGAAGUUAAAGCUUUUGAAUUAUAUAAUAUAGCAGCUAAAAAAGAAUUUGUUGAGGCAUAA